Grosmannia clavigera kw1407 is the source of this 1758-nucleotide messenger RNA. RefSeq names its product ring finger domain protein. The transcript has 4 exons. Bases 1 to 1758 code for a protein of 585 amino acids. Lineage: Eukaryota; Fungi; Ascomycota; Sordariomycetes; Ophiostomatales; Ophiostomataceae. The record is from RefSeq and is a predicted model, not a curated record.
AUGUCCAGCCCUCACUACCGCCCUCCCCUGUCUCCUCACAGACUGAGCCUCUUAUUUAGCGAUCCGGUGUGGUCGGGCAAGGAUACCAUUCCCAGCACCAUCAUUCGGAACCUCACCGCUCUUUGGAAGGACAUCGCUUACAACGACGAUGUUACCGACAACCUGACCGUCCUCACGUCCAAGUAUACAGCAACAGAAAACGGCGUGCUGCAGGGUUUGCUCUACGUGCCAGACCUUGACAGUGAUGAUCCUUGUGCCGAUUAUGCCCGGCAGUAUGUGCCGGACUCGGCCGUUCGCCAAUCUGAUCUCCCAGCCACCAACUACAAUCUCAUCGCCGUCGCGCCUUGGUUUAACAGUAGCUGCACCAAAGCCUACCUUGCGUCUGCACGUGAAGAUCCGCUGCGUGCCUUUCUUUUCUACGUGCCGACCGGUGAGCUGGCGAGCACUCCAGACUCUGAUUCUGACAUCUGGGACUUGGGCGAUGGCGGCAGCUGGAAAUCAGAGAACCACUACCCCAUCUUUGCUGUUUCCGGCUCACUUGGCAGCGAAAUGAUGUACCAGCUGGGUCUUUACUCGGGCAACAUAACCGAGGUGCCCAAUGGCGACAACAUCAGCAACCUCUACAACCCUGACUCGUCUGACUACAUACGGAUAUGGACUCAGCUAACAGUCACGACGCCUACGGGACUUCCCAAUGUUUGGGUUUUCGUGCUCGCGAUUGCGGGCGUUGUGUUGGUCGUGGUCAUCUUGACGGUCUUCCUCAUGCAUGCCGUUUGGCGGCGCCGCCGGAUCUCACUCAGACGACGCGUCGUGGCGGGCGACGUCAACCUCGAAAUUAUGAAUAUCAAGCGCUUGACUGUUCCCGCCUGCCAUGUACACAAGUUUCCUCUUUUCACUUACAGCUAUGAUCCACCACAGUCACCGCCACUACCGAAAGCCGUACCGAGCUCUCCCACCGGUAUGACUGCUAGCGCUGCGUCUCCCGCCCUGACUACUUCGCAGCCACUCCCAUAUCAGUCCUCGACAACUCUAGAGGCGGCGUGCCACCACAAUGCCUCCGCGCCUGGCUUGGCCGGUACGAACGAUUUUGCCGCUCUCUCCAGCACCCUCGGCGCGGAAAGCCGUGGCGAAUGUGGAACUGAGACAAAUCGUCACGAUCCGACCGCAUCGUCCACCAAAGCAACGUUUGUAGCAGCAGCCCCUGUGGUGGGCGACCUGGACUACCAGCCUACGUGCCAGAUCUGCCUGGAGAAUUUCGAAGACCGGGCCACGAUCAUCCGCGAGCUUCCGUGUGGGCACAUCUUCCACCCAGACUGCAUAGAUGAGUUUCUCUGUCAGAUCAGUUCUCUUUGCCCUCUCUGCAAGGCAUCCAUGCUGCCAAGAGGCUACUGUCCGAUCAUCACGAAUGCUAUGGUGCGUCGAGAGCGCGCCAUCAGACGGCUCCGUGAGCGUGUUGACGUGGCUGCCUCGGACGACGAGAGCGCGCACGGUCGCAUCCGCAGUUGGGGCUCUUCGGUCAGUAAGCGGCUUCACAGCUCCAAGCCACGGCUUCCGCCGACGUUUAGCGCUUCCAUUGAGCUUGCGGCGCAAACAAGUCCUACAGAUCCUACAGCACAACGACAUGACCGGCGUGCAGUUGUCUCCGAGGCCACUCGCAGGCGAAUGCGCCAUUUGGCACGGACAGACGCUGAUAGAGAAGAGACUGAUAGGCCAAGAUGGAGAAUAAUAGGACGAAAGGUGUUUCCGGGAUUUCUCUGA